Molecule: messenger RNA, 1574 nt
Organism: Synchiropus splendidus (mandarinfish)
Lineage: Eukaryota; Metazoa; Chordata; Actinopteri; Syngnathiformes; Callionymidae
Gene: nit1
Product: nitrilase 1
Exons: 6
Coding region: 291-1151 (286 amino acids)
Molecular function (GO): hydrolase activity, acting on carbon-nitrogen (but not peptide) bonds, in linear amides
Source: RefSeq, a predicted model, not a curated record
CAUAAAAGUGAGAUACCUGUGCUCGUUCAUCUCCAUCUCCAAAUUGGCUGCUGUUGAGGCCAGGCUGCGCUGUUCCUGACGCAUCCGCUGAAAUGUUGCUGCGACCUGUCACACGCGGAUAUACCCAUCAUCGCAAACCAAUAGGACAGAAAUAACUCACUAAAACCGGGUGCACCACAAGUGGACAGUUGAGGCGGUUGAUAACAUGUUUCAGCUGCGUACAUUGAGUGAGUGAGUUUUGCACAGGUUAACAAGCGAUAUGAGAUGAGACAACAGCAAGACAGUAAUGGAUGUCAAGCUCACAUCACCGAGUUGCUGCAGUCUGCCAGCUUACUGCAACUCCAGACAAAGAAUCCAACUUCUCUGCCUGUCAGGAGCUGAUGGAACAAGCCAGUCUACAAGGGGCCAGGAUGGUGUUCCUUCCUGAAGGCUUUGACUACAUUGGGUCCAGUCGGGAGGAGACACUAGCACUGUCCGAGAGCCUGUCAGGAAAAACUGUGUCACGGUAUUCUCAGAUGGCAAAAAAGUUGGAGAUCUGGCUGUCUCUCGGGGGAUUUCAUGAGAGAGGACAUGACUGGGAUUCUGAUAGGCGAAUCUACAACAGUCACAUAAUAAUGAAUGACAAAGGUGAGGUCGUAUCAGUCUACAGAAAGGCCCACUUAUUUGACGUGGAGCUGCCAGAAAAAGGGGUGUUGCUUAAAGAAAGUGCUUUCACUAUCCCAGGACCAUCACUCAUGCCUCCCGUCCAGACUCCAAUUGGCAAGGUUGGUUUGGGGAUCUGCUACGAUAUUAGAUUCCCAGAGUUGUCAUGCGCACUGCAGAGAAAAGGUGCAGAGAUUCUGACAUUCCCAUCUGCAUUCACGGUGGCUACAGGUGCAGCUCACUGGGAGGUGUUGCUGCGUGCACGGGCCAUUGAGACUCAAUGCUUCGUCCUGGCGGCGGCACAAGUCGGUGCACACCACGAGAAACGGUCAUCUCAUGGUCAUGCCAUGGCCGUGGACCCUUGGGGCGAGGUGAUAGCUGACUGUGGUGGAGAGAAACCAGGAUUGAGGCUGGUGGAGAUCGACUUGGAGAAACUGCACAAUACUAGGAGAAACAUGCCGACUCAGCUGCACCGCAGAGACUUAGACUUUUACACGGGUUUGGAGUAAAUCUCCACUUAGUGCCGUUUCUCCCAAAGUGACACCUUCUUAUCUACUUUUUACAUGUCUAAAUUGUUAGUUUUAAUGGUUGCCUGCAGGUCAGUAGUCUCGCUGAACGAACGUUUUAUACGCCAUAAACAUGUGAUUGUAUGCUUUACCCAAAAGGUGGUGCUGUUCAGCAUGUCAGGUGACUUGUAUUCGUAAAAGAUCAAUAGAAUGCACAAUUCAGGGAUUGAUCCAAGGUUCUGUUUUUCAAGUUAAAAGAAAAAAUUACAAAUAAGGUGACAUUCUCAAACCACUGCAGCAGUUUUGUGUGUGUGUGUGUGUGUGUGUGUGUGUGUGUGUGUGUGUGUGUGUGUGUGUGUGUGUGUGUGUGUGUGUGUGUGUGUGUGUGUGUGUGUGUGUGUGUGUGUGUGUGUGUGUGUGUGUGUC